CGUGAUGAUCGAGCUGAUCAACGCUCAAGUAAGUCAGGAUCUGGCUGGCCCUUCUUGCUUGUUGCUGAUAAGAGCAUGGUCUGGGUUUUAAAUGGCAUCAUGUCUCAGCUUUCUUCUCUUUUCAUUUUGCUAAGAAAUGAUGAGAUUACAGCAAAGGAUGUCCUUGAUCUUACAGACUGGUCCUUGAUUCACAAUACCAAAUCCUUCAAGGACAUUGCCUUUCUAUGUAUUGUGACUACUAUCAUUGCAGAGCACUCUUUUUUUCUGUGGAAACAGAAACCUUCAAAGUCCACUGCGCCCUUUGAAUCAGCCAUUCAAAAGUUCAACUUGUCUGCUGAUGUGGCAAAAAUUAAAACUGCCAUCAAGGAGGCCUCUCAGCUUAAAACUGAGAACCAAAAGAAACAGGCCCUUGUAAAGAUUGCUAUGGACAAUCGUCUUCCCCACCUUCCCAGAAUUUCAUAA
This is a messenger RNA of Laccaria bicolor S238N-H82, 462 nucleotides long. RefSeq lists its product as uncharacterized. The record is from RefSeq and is a predicted model, not a curated record. The transcript has 16 exons. NCBI's taxonomy places the organism in Eukaryota, Fungi, Basidiomycota, Agaricomycetes, Agaricales, Hydnangiaceae. The annotation marks the transcript as partial.